AUGCAGUACAUUCUCAUAGCAAAACUUUCAAGUUCCAGAAACGACGAUUUCAUCGAGAUAAUACAGAAAAAAGUCACUAUCCUCUUGGAACAAAUACAAUUGGAAAUCAAUAAAAACGUCAAAGAACCAAUAGAUAUCUUGCAUUUGACGUCGAAGUAUUCCUUGGACGUCGUCUGCGAAAAUGUUCUGGGCGUGGAUUUGGAUUGCCAACGAGUGCCGUUCAAUCCAUACGUCGAAGCGCUGCAAAAAUUAUGCAACGUCUCGAUAGAUAGAUAUUACGAAUUCCUGAUGAAAUGGGAUUAUUUGUUUUACAAAACUGCGAAAGGCCGAGAAUUGAUGACCGCCAUCGAUAUAAUUCGCGAAUUUACCGAAGAGAUAAUAAAACAACGGAUAAGCCUGCGAAAAAAUACCGAGGAAAAACCAAAGUGUAAGUCAUUUUUGGACGCUCUGUUGGACGUUUACGAGGAAUUCAAGUACGAAUCGACGGUGACGAUUGAACAAAUACGCGAAGAAUUAGACGCGUACAUUUUUUCGGCUUACAGCACGACAUCCGUGGCGAUAAGCUGGGCUUUGUUCGCCCUCGGCAAUGCCCAGAAAGCUCAGGCGCGAGUCAGCGCGGAGAUGCGCGAAGCGGCCGAGUCGACGAGCUCGAAGCCCGCGUCGAUUCGCCAGCUGCUCGACCUCAAGUAUCUCGACAGGGUGGCCAAGGAGGUUCUCCGACUGUAUCCCAGCGUGCCGACCGUCGGUCGCUGCCUGGAAAAGGAUCUCGUCCUCGAUUUCUACUUCAUACCCAAGGGAACUCAGGUGGAUCUGCACGUGUACCAGCUGCAUCACGAUCCGGACGUCUGGGACGAUCCGGAGCGCUUCGAGCCGGACCGAUUUCUGCCGGAGAACUGCAACGUCAGGCACAGUCACGCGUACGCGCCGUUCGCCGACGGGCCCCGUGCCUGUCUGGGCCGCGAUCAGGCACUGCUCGAGAUGAAGCUCGUGCUGUCGGCGCUGCUGGCCAAGUGGAGGGUCUACAGCUGUCUGCGCCCGGCCGAGAUGAAAUUGAGGGCCGAUUUCAAUCUGAGGCCCGCCGACGACAAGAUAAACAUGUACUUUUUCCCCGUGGACAGGAUUGCAGAGAGACGAUGA
Trichogramma pretiosum is the source of this 1137-nucleotide messenger RNA. RefSeq names its product cytochrome P450 4C1-like. Gene Ontology annotation, molecular function: heme binding; oxidoreductase activity, acting on paired donors, with incorporation or reduction of molecular oxygen; iron ion binding. Bases 1 to 1137 code for a protein of 378 amino acids. The transcript is spliced from 7 exons. The record is from RefSeq and is a predicted model, not a curated record. NCBI's taxonomy places the organism in Eukaryota, Metazoa, Arthropoda, Insecta, Hymenoptera, Trichogrammatidae.